GCCCGACGUCACUCGCUCUCCCUUUCCAAGAUGUCGGUUUACGGGCCAGUGGUGAAGAUUCACCCCGUCGUUCUCGCCUCCAUCUGCGACUCUUACGAGCGGAGAAACGAGGGCGCGAGCCGCGUGAUCGGGACGCUGCUGGGUACUAUUGACAAGCACUCCAUCGAGGUGACGAACUGCUUCUCGGUGCCCCACAACGAAUCUGAAGAUGAGGUUGCCGUGGACAUGGAGUUCGCUAAGAACAUGUACGACCUCCACAAGAGGGUGUCGCCCACCGAGGUCAUCAUCGGAUGGUACGCCACGGGCUUCGACAUCACGGAGCACUCGGUGCUCAUUCACGAGUACUACAGCCGCGAGGCCACCAACCCCAUUCACCUGACGAUGGACACGGCGCUGCAGAGUGGCAAGAUGAGCAUCCGCGCCUACGUCAGCGCGCAGAUGGGCGUGCCAGGAAAGACAGUUGGUGUGAUGUUCACCCCACUCACUGUCAAGUAUGUCUACUACGACACUGAGAGGAUAGGCGUGGACCUUCUGCAGAGGACGCGCGUGCUCCCGAAUCGCACCAAGGGGCUGACCUCAGAUCUGUCCCAGGUGGGUGGCUCUGCAGCCCGCGUGCAGGACAUGCUGACCACCAUGCUGGCGUACAUCGACGACGUGCUGUCUGGCAAAGUGGCGGCGGACAACAGCGUGGGUCGCUUCCUGAUGGACCUGGUCAACAAGGUGCCCACCAUCUCAGCCGAGGACUUUGAGAACAUGCUCAACUCCAACAUCAAUGACCUGUUGAUGGUGACCUACCUGUCCAACCUCACCCAGGCACAGAUUGCUCUGAAUGAGAAGCUGGUGCUGCUCUGAGAGGGAUUUCAUUGAAGUGAUAUUUAAUUUUGUACAAUUUUUUCUUUUCUUUUUUUUUCUUUUUUUUCUGAGGGGGGCUGAGAUGAUGAAUAAAGAUGUUUAACACAGUCUUACCGUGUUAACUUAGAUCUUUGGUAAUAUUGUUAUUACUAACAAUGCACAUUUAGUGUUCUCAAAAAUGGCUAAUGAACAAUAAUGGAAAAAGAUGGUGUUUCUAAUGUAAUCUGGCUUUUUUUUAAAAAAUUUUAAUAAAUGAGUCACGUGUUA
Cyclopterus lumpus (lumpfish) is the source of this 1119-nucleotide messenger RNA. RefSeq names its product eukaryotic translation initiation factor 3, subunit F (gene eif3f). Gene Ontology annotation, biological process: translational initiation. Bases 31 to 852 code for a protein of 273 amino acids. The transcript has 8 exons. Lineage: Eukaryota; Metazoa; Chordata; Actinopteri; Perciformes; Cyclopteridae. The record is from RefSeq and is a predicted model, not a curated record. Gene Ontology annotation, molecular function: translation initiation factor binding; translation initiation factor activity; metallopeptidase activity. Gene Ontology annotation, cellular component: eukaryotic translation initiation factor 3 complex, eIF3m.